Molecule: messenger RNA, 2251 nt
Organism: Mangifera indica (mango)
Lineage: Eukaryota; Viridiplantae; Streptophyta; Magnoliopsida; Sapindales; Anacardiaceae
Product: heterogeneous nuclear ribonucleoprotein Q-like
Exons: 7
Coding region: 623-1927 (434 amino acids)
Cellular component (GO): nucleus
Molecular function (GO): mRNA binding
Source: RefSeq, a predicted model, not a curated record
GGAAAAGGAUAAAAUAGCCUAACCUUAAUGCUGCCAUCUUUCAACUUGUCACUGGCAUAUCUGAUUGCAUAUAAAUUAUGGAUUAGCAACUUGAAGCUUUUUGUCCUUUUACAUUGCUGUUUGCUUGUAUUUGUUUUACUGCUUUGAAAUCACUUAUUUAUAGUUCCACCUCAGGCAGAUUAAUUUCUCAUUUCUCCUAUCUUGUUUUGUUUUUGUUUCUUGUGUUGAUCAUAUUUUCCCAGAUAUGUGGUUAAACAAUUAAUUGGCCAUUGUUUUUGGGUAACCGCCGUAUCUAAAAUCUUAAAUAUCGAGAGAUUCAUUGAUUCGUUGUUUUUCACCUAUUGAGCAUCAUCAUCCUCUUGAUUAUUAUUUGGAAUCUGAUUUGCCUGUCUCUGUGAAUAUCUUACUUUAUUUUGAUCCCUAAUUUGAGAAUCAUUCACAUUGCAACUCCUUGGGGCCAUAUCUUAUGGCACGAAUACAAUAAAAAAUCUUACUCUGCAACUCCAUUUGGCCUCUCAUUUUGUUUCCACCUUUCCAUAUGUAUUCUUUCUCCUUUGCAUGCUUCUGGCUUCUGUGCUUUCUUCACAGUUGCCUUGCAAGCUUGCUUUAUUAGAUAAAAUAUAUGCCAAGGACAAGCACAAGCACCGCAGAAGGUCAUAAUCCAGAUGGACCUGAAAAUCUUUCUGAGUCUGAGAAGCAUAUAGAAUCUGAAGAGCAAGUAGACCUUGAUGGAGAUAAUGAUCCUGAGGAGGUAGUGGAGGAAGAGGUUGAAUAUGAAGAGGUGGAGGAGGAAGUGGAGGUAGAAGAAGAGGUGGAAGAAGAGGUGGAAGAAGAGGUGGAAGAAGAGGAAGAAAAUGAGGAGGUUGAUGCUGGAGCUGGAGAGGAGAUGGACAUUGCAGAGGCAGACAAAGAAGAUGAGAAAAAGAAGUGGGCUGAGCUUCUUUCACUUCCUCCACAUGGAUCUGAGGUCUAUCUUGGUGGCAUUCCAUAUGAUGCUUCUGAGGAGGAAUUGAGGGGCUUCUGUGAAUCUGUAGGAGAAGUCAUAGAGGUUCGAAUAAUGAGAGGUAAAGAUUCUGGUGAGGUGAAGGGUUAUGCUUUUGUGACCUUCAGAACUAAAGAGUUGGCUUCUAAGGCUAUUGAGGAGCUAAAUACUUCUGAAUUUAAGGGGAAAAAGAUAAAGUGCUCAACUGCUCAAGCAAAGAAUAAAUUGUUUAUUGGUAAUGUUCCCAGAAAUUGGGGUGAGGAGGAUAUGCGGAAGGUUGUAACAAGGAUUGGGCCAGGUGUCAUUUCUGUUGAGUUGUUGAAGGACCCACAGAAUUCCCGUCGCAAUCGUGGAUUUGCUUUUAUUGAGUAUUAUAAUAAUGCAUGUGCAGAAUACUCAAGACAGAAAAUGUCAAACCCAGAAUUUAAGCUUGAUGAUAAUGCUCCAACUGUGAGCUGGGCUGACCCUAGAAAUGCAGAUUCUUCUGCUACCUCUCAGGUUAAGGCAUUGUAUGUAAAGAAUUUGCCUAAAGAUAUAACACAGGAUUGCCUAAAAGGGCUGUUUGAGCAUCAUGGAAAAAUUACAAAAGUGGUUCUUCCACCAGCAAAAGCUGGACAGGAAAGGAGCAGAUAUGGUUUUGUGCACUUUGCUGAAAGGUCAAGUGCCAUGAAGGCAUUGAAAAAUACUGAGAAAUAUGAAAUCGAUGGUCAAGUUCUGGAGUGUUCUCUUGCAAAGCCACAGGCAGAUCAGAAGACUUCUGGAGGACCAAAUUCGCUGAAGUCAACUUUACAUCCAAGCUACCCACCUAACCUGGGUUUUGGUUUGGUUGGAGGUGCCUAUAAUGCUAUGGGUGCGGGAUAUUCUCCUGCAGGCUUUCCACAUGCAGCAACCUGGAAUGCAACAACACACUCCUCCACAGCCCCGAAGUGGCAGGGCUGGGGGUAGCAGUAGCUCCAGCAGUGGGAGACGCAGCCAUGACAGUGGCCAUGGACGCAGCCGGUAUAACCCCUAUUAGUUUUAGUUUGCAUUACCAUUUCAUGCAGCUAGAAACAGAGGAUAUAAAUGAAACACUCUGGCUCUGCAUUCAACUUUCAACUUUCCUUUGGCCUAUGGGGAGCUGUUGAGUUAAAAGCUAAACCCAAUAGCUCCUUCGAUUGUUGAUGUUGAUUAAAUUUAUUGAUUUGUAAUUGUAUCUCCUAUUAGCUUUAGAUUUUCAAACAAUUAUCUGACUACAUAUCAAAUUCAUUCCCAGGUUCUUUUUUCAGCAAA